This is a messenger RNA of Nelumbo nucifera (sacred lotus), 2082 nucleotides long. RefSeq lists its product as uncharacterized. The record is from RefSeq and is a predicted model, not a curated record. Lineage: Eukaryota; Viridiplantae; Streptophyta; Magnoliopsida; Proteales; Nelumbonaceae.
AAACUCUGGAUUGUCCCUCGCAAGAAAAAUGCUCUUGGCCAGACUCAACCCACUGUAUCAAUGAAAAAUGGCAACCAGACCGACGAUCUUGGUCGGACACGGCGGAGAAUGAGAUGAGUGAGCAACAAAAAAGUUUCCAUUACGGUGGCCGGCAGCGGGACCAGACAGUGCCAAAUAGUACCCACGUGCCAUGUGACCACGUGAGGUGAGGGGGCAGUGAACAAAGCUGAGAAGCAACAACUCCCAUCACGUCAUCGUCAAAACUCACAACAAAAUGACUGGCUCUGGUCGUCUCUCCGGCUCUGGCUGCAACUCUGUCCCUGCAGCAGUGCAACUAAUGGUUUAAUUGCCCGCCAUGGUUCCGGUCUGCGGCGCAAGCGACGCCCCUGAAGGCCGUUGCGGAUGUGGUGAUACUUUUCAUGGCGAGAACUGCUCGAGAGUCCAUGAACAAACAUGUCCUCGGUGCGGUGGAAAAUCUGAUCCUUCUUCAUCAUCUCCGUGCCAUGUUCUUAGCUCCGAUUCGAGAUAUGAGAAAGACUUCGAGAAGGUUUGGAGAUGCGUUUGCGCCGCCGCCAAGGGUUUCAGUAUUGGUGCGGGUCUCAAAGGUGGUCUUGCUGCCUUUUCGAUACUCGCUCGGUUGAGAAGAGGGAGAUCCUCUGCUUCUCGAAGGACGGCUAUUAAGGGUUCGAAUCGUGAAGCGGUUGUUGUGGCCAUUAAAGAGACUCUUAGAUACGGUCUCUUCCUCGGCACCUUUGCGGGUACAUUUGUUUCUGUAGAUGAGUGUAUAGCUGCUUUGGGAGGACAUCGUAGGACGGCAAGAUGGAGAGCCUUGUUAGCAGGGGCGAUUGCUGGGCCUUCCAUGCUUUUGACUGGACCCAAUGCACAGCACACAAGCUUGGCCAUUUAUAUCCUUAUGCGUGCUGCUGUCCUAGCUUCCCGAUGUGGAAUAAAGAGCAAACGAUUUGGACGCAUUUGUAAACCUUUGACGUGGGCACACGGAGACAUUUUCCUUAUGUGCCUCUCUUCUUCACAAAUUCUAUCGGCUUACAUAUUGAAGCAAGACAGUUUGCCUCCAUCAUAUAGAUCUUUUCUAAAUAAACAUGGUGGAAAGGAUUCUGUUAUUUUACAAGGGGUCAAAGAAAUUACAAGUGGUGUUCCUUUUACUAAUUUGGAAGGGAUAGAGAAACAUUACAAGUUGCAGGGUGUGAACAUAAAACUAGAUCCUGAAAUGAAAGUACCAUGUUCGAUUGUACAUGGAAAUCAGUCUUGUGCUGCACACAUUAUUUCUUUUCUUGUUCAGGCUUAUGGAAGAGCAUUGCCAGUCUAUCUUCCAGUAUAUUUGAUUCCUGCACUAAUAGUCCAUCGUCAGGGCCUCUUGGAAAGUCCUUGUACAAUUUUGGGGAAGGGUCUCUUUGGCACAGCAAGAUCAAGCCUGUUUCUUUCUGUAUAUUGUGCAUCAGCCUGGAUGUGGACCUGUUUGCUGUUCAGGAUUUUUAAGACAUGUAACAUUCCCAUGGUGGUGAUGGGAACGUUUCCUCCAGGUCUAGCCUUGGGGAUUGAGAAGAAAAGUAGACGGUUCGAAAUCUCUCUAUAUUGCUUGGCAAGAGCCAUUGAGAGCUUCUUCACAUGUUUGGCUGAUGCCGAUCUGCUGCCAAGGUCAAGUAAGCUGAAGAGAAUCGACGUGGUCGUAUUCAGUUUGUCAACAGCCAUCAUCAUGCAUUGUUAUGCACAAGAGAGGGAAGUCUUCCGCUCCAAGUACCUGAACGUUCUCGACUGGGUGUUUGGUGUUCCUCCACCACCAUGCGAAACCCCACGUUGCAAAAACAGUUAAAUUAUGGGUUUAUGGGAUUUACAAAGGAAAUUCUUCGCUCCAAGUACCUGAACUGAAUCCUCUCCCCACAACUGUGAAACCUUUACCACGUAGAAUUCAAGUGGUAGUUCAGUACUAAAUUUACUCCAUCAAACACAAACACCUGCAAAUAAAAUAGUUUGUUGUAAAUUAUAAUUUUAUACACACUUGUACAGUUUCAGGCUUUUCGGUUUUAAUAAUUCCAAUAAAGCCAAAAAUUAAUGGUCGUUUAA